Myzus persicae (green peach aphid) is the source of this 1521-nucleotide messenger RNA. Its product is annotated as hepatic triacylglycerol lipase-like. Lineage: Eukaryota; Metazoa; Arthropoda; Insecta; Hemiptera; Aphididae. The transcript is spliced from 6 exons. Gene Ontology annotation, molecular function: lipase activity. The coding region runs from base 112 to 975 and encodes 287 amino acids. Gene Ontology annotation, biological process: lipid metabolic process. The record is from RefSeq and is a predicted model, not a curated record.
AGAAAAACUGGUCGCAUCGCUCGAAAUUCCGUCUGACAUAACUUUUUAUAGUAGUCAAAAGAAUAUCAUAGUUUGUAAGCAAAACAAACGUAGACGUCGGCCACUCACACUAUGAGGGUUUGUCGGUUUGAACAACGGAGAGGCGAUACGUACACAUACCGCGUUUAUGUGUCGAUAGUGUGUCAUAUAGUCUCACGUAUUCACCACCUGUUUACGUUUAUAGCAUGUUUCGUGAGGAGUACUUUGCGUUUCGUACAAAAAGCGGUCGUCAGAUGGGAUGGGUUUGAUGCAAAAUACAUACAAACGUUGUCUGUCAACGAUAAAAACGUGGACAUCAGAUACUGGAAUUCGAAAAUUGGUAACGAUAAGUCGAUAAAAAUAAAAUUCAAUCACGAAUACGAACUAUCAAAACAUUGGAUUCCGGAUUUGCCUUUAAAAGUGAUCAUACACGGAUGGCUCGACUCCAUCAUACACGAGGAUGGCGUGUCUUGUAUCAAAACAGCUUACGUAAAGGUCGGCGGAUACAACGUGAUAACCGUGGACUGGGGUGGCAUAGCAUCAUUCCGGAAUUACUUGUUGCCGGUAUUGAUGACGUCAAAAAUAGGGGCCAGACUGUCCAGGGUGUUGAAAAAUAUCGUGGACCUCGGCGUCAUCAAACCAGCGGACAUACACCUGAUAGGGCACAGCCUUGGUGCCCACAUUGCUGGAGUGUGUGGGUCCCUUAUGAAGUCGGGCAAGAUAGGAAGGAUAACGGGUCUUGAUCCUGCGGGGCCGGGCUUUGAGUUUGCAAAGCUGCAGAAAAAAGGACUGAAAAAAUCGGACGCUCUGUUCGUGGACGUUAUCCACACGGCGGGUGGAUCCACGGGCAUUUAUCACUCGGUGGGGCACGCAGACUUCUUCCCGAACGGCGGCAGUGUGCCUCAACCUGGCUGCUACGACGGUAUGAAGCUCGAAAGGAUAUUCGGACUCGGAUGAGAGGUGAUUUUUAUCUGAUAACCAAAAGUAGUGCUCCUUUCGAUGAACCGGAUGAAAUGAAGGAAGACCUCUGAAGUUGUAUCCUCUUCACAUUACUGAAGAGGUUAAGUAACCGUGUACUGGCAGUGAAGACUCCAUUUGUUGACAUUUCAAGUUAAGAUUAACAACCAUAUCUUAGCAAUAUUAAUUUGUUAUUAGCACCAAAAAUAAACUAUUAAUAUUUUUAUGUCAAGUUUCAAGGGAACUAAUAUUUUAAUCUUGUGAUGGUAAACCGAUUUGACUUAUUCUUAAUUGUGUUAUUAUUUAUUAUUUUUAAUGUAAUUUAUUAUGUUUAUUGUUUAAAUUAAAUUAUUUAAAUUUCUGUUAUUUUUGUUAAAAACAUUUUGUGGAUGUACACAAGUUGUUAACUUGUUAAUAAAUGCGAGUGUAACGAAACUUCGUUUGGUUUUUAAUACAUUCAGGAGACUUAGCACAAUCGCAUUUUAUGUUCUGUAGCAGUACGUGACCAGAAAACUUGGGACACUACGCAUUAUAAAAUAAUUGGUG